GUGUGUGAGGAGUGUGUGAGGAGUGUGUGCAGUUUAACCCUCCAGCAUGAUGAAGCAGCUUCCUCUUCUUCCUCUUCUUCCUCUUCUUCCUCUUCUUCUUCUCUUCAGUCUCCUGACUGGAAACUCGUCUGCCUGCACAAACGCUGACAGCAAAGUGAUCUCCACAGAAGGGACAGAUGUUAUUUUACCCUGCUCCCCCAGCACCAGAGAAAACCUCCAAAAUAAACUGUUUGACUGGAAGAAGGUCGGUCAGGGAGGAGAAACUCUGCACGAAGUCUUCAUGUACGAUUCUGCUGUUCAUUAUGAACGUCAUUCAGGUCAGAGUGAGCAGUUUAAAGGACGAGUCUCAUAUUUUCAAAAUGAACUGAAGCACGGAAACGCCUCCAUCUUCAUCAGGAAGACGAAGGUGAUCGACAGUGGAAGUUACACCUGCUAUUUUCCAAAGCUACAGCCUGAUGAAAAAUUCUGCAUUGAGCUCGUUGUUGAUCCUAUCUUAACUGUCAGAACCAUCCCAGGUGCAUCACCAAAGCCUCAUGUCAAAAUCAUUGCUGAAUCAAACUCCUGGGCGCGGCUGCAGUGUGAAGUUCAUGGAGCUCAUCCAGAACCUAAAGUGGAGUGGUGGGACGGUUCUGGAAACAUCCUUCCUGCUGAGGAGCCUCAGGUCUCAGAGAGAGGAGGCAGCUACGAUGUGAUCCUUCACACUACUGUGACCAAAACAGACAACUACAGCUGUGUAGCUUCACAGGAGGAGAUCAAGCAUCAGAUUUCUGCUGAGACCCUCGUGCAUAUCAGCGGUGCAGCUUCAAAACCCUCUGUCACAAUUAUUGAUCAAACAAAGGACUUCUCGCUACUACAGUGUGAAGUUAAUGGAGCUUUCCCUAAACCUCUCCUCCAGUGGACGGACAGUUCUGGAAACACUCUUAAUACUGAGGAGCCUCAGGUCUCAGAGAGAGGAGGCAGCUACGAUGUGAUCCUCAACAUUACUGUCACCAAAACUGACCGCUACCAGUGUGUAGCUUCACAGGAGGAGAUCAGGCAUCAGAGUAAACCUGCACACAUCUACGUGUCUCUCAGUGGGUCGAACACUGGAUGGAUUGUUCUUUCUGCAGUUCUCGGUGCUGGUUUUGUUGUAGUUCUCGUGGUUCUUGUUGGUGUAGUUGUUGUUCACACUCGGGUUGUAUCCAAGGAUCGCACCAAACUAAAUCAACUUAACGAAAAGAUAGAGAAGCUUGAAGAUGAACAGAGGAAGACUUCCUCCCAAGACACGCUUCCUGCAGAUUCUGUAGCUGAUCCUCCUGAGGAUAAAAUCCUACUGGAGUAUGAUCAGUGAGUCAGAUCAGUGAGUCAGAUCAGUGAGUCAGAAAGGUCACCGGGUUCACCUGUGCUGAGGUGUGUGUGUGUGUGUUCACACUGUGUGUUGUACACUGUACUGUGUGAUAUGUGAGGACAUGUUAUCUGCUCCUUAUUCAUUUCAGAGAGUUAAGAGCUGGUUAGGGUUCACAGGUCAAAUAUCAAACAUUUCAGUAGAAGAAAAGUUCAAGUAAGAGUAAAAUCAUGUAAUCCUGUAUAAAACUACAUUCUGAUCCUCAGCUGUGAAACACCUGCAUGCUGUCAGUUAGUCCUCAGCUUCUGUCCUUCAGAGAGUGAAGGAUGAAUGAGGGACGCAUUAACAGCUCCAUAUUUGUAGUCCUUUAACAGCUCCAUAGUUGUAGUCCUUUAACAGCUCCAUAGUUGUAGUUCUUUAACAGCUCCAUAGUUGUAGUCCUCUAACAGCUCCAUAGUUGUAGUCCUUUAACAGCUCCAUAGUUGUAGUUCUUUAACAGCUCCAUAGUUGUAGUUCUUUAACAGCUCCAUAGUUGUAGUCCUUUAACAGUUCCAUAGUUGUAGUUCUUUAACAGCUCCAUAGUUGUAGUCCUUUAACAGCUCCAUAGUUGUAGUCCUUUAACAGCUCCAUAGUUGUAGUCCUCUAACAGCUCCAUAGUUGUAGUCCUCUAACAGCUCCAUAGUUGUAGUCCUCUAACAGCUCCAUAGUUGUAGUCCUCUAACAGCUCCAUAGUUGUAGUCCUUUAACAGAUGCUCUCCUGCUGCUUGUAGUUCUUAAAGGAUGUAGAGGCGGCAUUCACAGAAACUCUCUCUGAUCUGAAGCUGCUGUAAAGAAAUGUUCUCUGAAGCUGGAAUAUAAUGUGACUUAUUUUAUAUUUUUGUAUUGACAUUAUUUGUUACGAGCUUGUUGUUUGUGAUGUUCUUAAAGUGCUAAUCCAAAGUAUAUCAGCUGAAUGAUGACCUGCUGUUACUGUGAUGCUUGAACUGUUUUUAGUAUAUCUAAAUAUGUG
This is a messenger RNA of Trematomus bernacchii (emerald rockcod), 2333 nucleotides long. RefSeq names its product butyrophilin-like protein 1. Lineage: Eukaryota; Metazoa; Chordata; Actinopteri; Perciformes; Nototheniidae. The record is from RefSeq and is a predicted model, not a curated record. The coding region runs from base 47 to 1330 and encodes 427 amino acids. The transcript is spliced from 7 exons.